AUGACAGCGACAACAAACGACAAUGAGUAUGACUGUGACAACAACAACGGCUGUGAAAAAUUCUACAUUACUCGUGCGCUCGACUAUGACUGCCAUGUGCAGCAACAGGACAUCCCACAAGCCAUACAACUGCUCGGCGAGAUGAACAGCAAUGUGAAACAAGUCACCGAUCUAGUCGAAAGCAUGUUGCAACGCGUCAAACGCGGCGAACUAACCACAGAAUACGGCCUGAGCUUUCUCGAAGUYAAAUAUCACAUGUUGCUCGAUUAUUUGAUAAAUCUAACUUAUGUAGUGUUACGCAAAUGCUCCGGCGAGACUAUCGAAGGUGAUCCAUCCAUUGAACGAUUAAUCGAAAUACGCACAGUUUUGGAGAAAAUACGACCAAUCGAUCAUAAGUUGCGCUAUCAGAUCGAUAAGCUAGUGAAGACAGCCACCACCGGCGUAUCGAGUAGUUCCGAUCCGAUUUUGUAUAAGCCCAAUCCAGAUAAUAUGCUCACAAAUGCUGGCGGUGAKGACGAUGCCGAUGAGGAUGAUGAAGACGCAAGCGAAAAUUCGGCAUCCGAAAGCGAUGGYGAUGAUGAGGAGGGCGAGGCUGGCGUGAAGAAACCMAAAAAGGGCGCUACAGCGGGUAAAACUGGUAUCUAUGUGCCGCCCAAAAUUAAGCCAGUCUACUAUGAUGGCGAUGAGAAAUCUGCAGAUAAGGAUAAGAAGAUGAUAGAGCGUGCCAAGAAGCGUGCCAUCACUGCUUCGAUGUUGCAAGAUUUGAARGAAGAAUAUCUCGACGCACCUACCGAACUAUCAUCCGGCUCACGCGCCCAACAACUGCUCUCCAAACAACAGAAAGAGAAACAAGAAUAUGAGGAGACCUACUUGACACGUCUGCCGGUGACCAAAGCGGAAAAGCAUCGUCAACGCAAGUUGACCACUCUAGCCACACUCGGCGAUGAGAUACUCGGUGAAAUUAGCCGCGAUCCGGCGUUGCGUGGUGAGGGCUCCAGUGGUGGCAGUAAAAAACGUAAAUUGAAGGGCAAAGGUAAAAAGCGUGGUGGCAAGAAGCGGAAGUUCCAUUAAAGCAAAGAGCACGUAAGAUGAAUGCGCGCGUAUAUAAGARCAGAACAACAUAUACGUACACACUGAUAUUGUAUGAGAAGAGUAAAAUUAAGCAAGUAAAAGCAAACAACAACAAAAAAGAAAAAA
Bactrocera latifrons is the source of this 1197-nucleotide messenger RNA. RefSeq names its product neuroguidin. Gene Ontology annotation, cellular component: nucleolus; small-subunit processome. Gene Ontology annotation, biological process: maturation of SSU-rRNA from tricistronic rRNA transcript (SSU-rRNA, 5.8S rRNA, LSU-rRNA). NCBI's taxonomy places the organism in Eukaryota, Metazoa, Arthropoda, Insecta, Diptera, Tephritidae. The transcript is spliced from 5 exons. The record is from RefSeq and is a predicted model, not a curated record. Bases 1 to 1071 code for a protein of 356 amino acids.